Messenger RNA from Malania oleifera, 1440 nucleotides. RefSeq lists its product as uncharacterized. Gene Ontology annotation, biological process: DNA integration. NCBI's taxonomy places the organism in Eukaryota, Viridiplantae, Streptophyta, Magnoliopsida, Santalales, Ximeniaceae. The transcript has a single exon. Bases 1 to 1440 code for a protein of 479 amino acids. The record is from RefSeq and is a predicted model, not a curated record. Gene Ontology annotation, molecular function: RNA-DNA hybrid ribonuclease activity; nucleic acid binding.
AUGGCCAACGUUGUCCCCAUAAUCAAGAAGAACGGUAAAGUACGAGUUUGUGUCGACUACCGGGAUCUAAAUAAAGCAAGCCCUAAGGACAACUUCCCUCUCCUGCACAUUGAUGUUCUAGUGGACAAUACCAUGGGGCAUGCUUUAUUUUCAUUCAUGGACGGAUUCUCGGGAUACAACCAAAUCAGGAUGGCACCUGAGGACAAGGAAAAAAUGAAUUUCAUCACAUUAUGUGGGACUUUCUACUAUAAAGUCAUGCCAUUCGGACUAAAAAACACCGAAUGGAGGAUGUUGUUCGAUAGGGCAAUCAAUGUUUGGGGACAUGGGAUAGGUGCGGUGCUCAUAUCACCAAAUGGGAAACAUUAUCCGGUGGUAGCUAAGCUCAUCUUCCCUUGUACUAACAACAUAGCCGAAUAUGAGGCAUGUAUAUUGGGUCUGCAGAUAGCUUUGGAUCGGGGUGUUAAGCGACUAACAGUAAAAGGAGACUCGGCUUUGGUCAUCCACCAGCUAACCGGAGAAUGGGAAACUCAGGAUUCCAAGUUGGUACCGUAUCGAGAGUACAUUCAAAAGAUGAUAGAAGGGUUUGACAGUAUCAGUUUCUCUCACACGCCAAGAGAAAACGAUGUAAUGUCUAAUGUGCUAGCCACACUGGCAACAUUAUUCAAGGUAGAAGAAGGGGUGAAGAUCGAAACUAUUCAAAUCAGAGUACAACCCGAACCUGCCCACUGCACAGUGAUAGAGGAGGCCGACGGGAAACCGUGGAUUUAUGAUAUCAAAACCUACAUCCAGAAAAAUGAGUAUCCCGAAGGGGCAGCCAGUAAUGAUCAGAGGACUAUCAGAAGGUUGGCCAUGGGUUUCUUCUUAGAUGGUGAAGUUUUGUACAAAAGAAAUCAUGACAUGACCCUCCUACGGUGUGUAGAGGCACAGGAGGCCCGACAAGUCAUGCGUGAGGUUCACGAGGGAGUCUGCGGUACCCAUGCUGGAGGCCACUCAUUGGCACGAAAAAUACUUAGGAGCGGGUAUUAUUGGAUGACCAUGGAGAGAGAUUGCAUUGACUACGCCCGAAAGUUCCAUAAGUGCGAAAUUUAUGGUGAUCGGAUCCAAGUCCCACUAGCCCCACUUCAUGUUCUCUCCGCACCUUGGCCCUUUUCAGCCUGGGGCAUGGAUGUGAUCGGGCCAAUAAGCCCAAAAGCCAGUAACGGACACCGUUUCAUCUUUGUGGCAAUCGAUUAUUUCACUAAAUGGGUAGAAGCUGCCUUGUACUCCAGUGUCACACAGAAUGUGGUAAGUCGUUUCGUCAAAAAAGAGUUGAUCUGCCAGUAUGAAAUCCUUGAAAGAAUAAUCACAGAUAAUGCCAAGAACCUGAACAACGCAGUAAUGACCAAACUAUGCAAUCAGUUCAAGGUCAAGCAUCACAAUUCAGCGCCGUAUAGACCAUAG